AUGGAGAUUGACUCCAGCGCCCCGAAUGGCGCAGAAGAAUCACGCCGCAAAUCCGGUCGAGUAACUCGACGACCAGAACUUUUCUCCCAAGAACACCAGCAGAGCAACCCUGUCCUGAACGGAUCAAGCAAACGAAAAAGACCUGCCGAUAAUGAAGGCGCAGACCUGGAUGAAGAUGAUCAGGAAGAAGACUCAGAAGAGUCUGAUGCUGAUGAAAGUGAAGAUGAGCCAGACGAAGAAGAAUUGAAAGAGCGGCGACGGGUACAGAGAAGCAAAGUAGCAACGAAGCCCGCGGCCAAGAGGGCGAAGAGAGCAGACAGUUCUGGCACAACACUGGCAAUGCGCCCUGCGAAAGGUGCAAGGGCGGCCGGGGGUAAAGCUGCCAAAGCCCAAACGGCGCGCUCUCGACCGAGCCAGGCGCAUCUACAAGGGCUGUACGCCGAGGUCUUUGGUAAAGGGCGAUCGCCAGAGGACGCCGCUUCUUCAUGGUUCCAGUCUGUGCAAAGUGAUAGUGUCACUGGCAUCCGAGACUUGAUCAACUUUGUCCUGCAAUGUAUUGGUUGUGAUUCCAGAAUUGAAUCCCAAGACGUCGAAGAUCUGGAUUCUGUCCCAACCAAACUCGGAGAUGUGCUGCAAGAAUACGAGGCGCAAAAAUCGCCCGACUACCCUCUGAUCUCCAAGCAGAAACAGUAUGCCGGCUUUCAAACGGUUCUGGAAGAAUUUUUCAAAGCCAUCAUCAAAGCACUGCACGCAUCCUCUUUAUUCUAUGAGCAACCCGAAGUCUAUGACAACAUUCAUGUGUGGAUUGCAACCAUGUCGGGCGCCAACUACAAAUCUUUCAGACACACUGCAACGAUUAUAUCUCUAUCAAUGAGCACUGCACUGUGCGAGGUUGCGAAAGAGCUACAAGAGACCAUGGCGUCACUGAAAACGCAAAUGGACGCCGAAAAGAAGAAAAGGAGCGUGAACAAGGCUCGUGUCCAGACCAUUGAAGCAAGCCAAAAGGAAACAGAGCAGAAAUUAGAAGCAAUUGACGCCCAACUGCGAGAUGCUUUCGACACAGUGUACGUUCACCGCUAUCGAGACAUCGAGGAGAAGAUCCGAGCACCAUGUGUCGCAGCAUUAGGGAACUGGAUUGUACUCUACCGCAAAAUGUUUCUCGAGGGCCAGUUCCUGAGGUACCUUGGAUGGGUCUUGAACGAUACCAGCUCUCCUACUAGAUUGGAGGAUGUCAAACAGUUGAAAAUUCUAUUCAAGAACAAGAAGAACAUUGCGGCGUUGCGAGCCUUCACAGACAGAUUUCGGCCUCGAUUAGUAGAGAUGGGUGCAAGAGAUGCCGACAUCAGCGUAAGAGUGGAAGCCAUCGAGUUGCUCGAUAGGCUACGAGACGCUGAAUUGUUAGAGCCGGACAACAUCGACACUAUAGGCCGCCUCAUUUUCGACAGCGAGCCACGUAUACGAAGAGCUGUUGCAAAAUUCUUUGUCUCCAACAUUGAAGACCUAUACGGUCUUAGCACGGAGGAGUUCGACGAAGCGCAAUACCAUGCGGCUUUACCAGAUGACGAUGAUGUGGAGGAGUAUACGGUACCAACUCGCUCAUGGAUCAAGUUCAAGUGUCUAGGAUCGAUUCUUGCCGGCUAUGACAACGACGAAGAGUCUUUAGACGGCAAGGCCGAUAGGUCUCUACCUCUCGAUCUUGCGGUGGAUUCGAGAUAUACUCUUGCCACUCAAGCUAUAUAUCCGCACAUGAAAGAGCUCCAUCAUUGGGAAUCUCUGGCAGGCUAUCUUCUUUACGAUCACUCUUCCAUUUCCGCUUCCGAUGAGGGGGAGGAUAUGAAUAUUCAAGUCCAGCAGGCGUACCAGCUCAGCCCCGGCGAAGACAUAAUCCUUCUAGAUGUCCUCAACGCUUCAGUCAAGCAGUACCUAUCGUCAAUUCUUGAGCCUCCGACGAAUCGACGUGCGAAUGCCACAAAGGAUCAAAUCCGCGAAAAGCAAGAAUCGGCUGCCCAAAGCCUUACGCAAAUCCUGCCUCAACUCCUAAGCAAGUUUGGUGCCACUCCGCAAGCCGCGUCCUCGAUUCUUCGCAUCGAACAACUACUCGACAUUGGCCUGAUAAAUGAUCUUCAGUCCGGCGAGGCCACCUACUCGGCGAUCCUGGAUGACAUUACCAAACAAUUUACAUCUCACUCGGAUAAAAAGGUCCUGGCCGCCGCUAGUGUGGCACUUCGUAACGCACGCAGCUUCGAGCAGUCUAAAGAGGUGGUAGACUCUAAAGUCCAAGAGAUCUGGGCCGAGUCUGUGACCAUGAUCACCGACCUUCUGCGUGGAAAAGACGUCGAGAAGCGAGGGACGCUGGACAAGCAGUCACUCGCUGCGAUGGUAAACAGCAUGACCCGUCUGACAGAGUUAGCUGGCGUCUAUGACUGCUCAGCACCCAUGGAGACUAAGCUACCAGUGCCGGGUGGACGCAAACAGAAAGGCAAAUCGGACCAGAGUAUGGACUCGUUGCUCUCUUUAUUGUUACGUCUACUUAGACGAGGCGAGCCAGACGAAGAUACUACAUGGGUCUUCAAUGAGCUGGAGGACCAGUUGUGCACCGCGUUGGUCGAACUUUUCUCGCGCUAUUUUCGGUGGAAGAUGGUGGCUCUGAAGAAUGCUAUCGCAACUAACAACACGACGUUGCUGUCUACCUCUAAUCUGACGGGGCUUGCAAUGACACGAACUACAUUCGUAGAUAACCUCGAAGCGGUGAUCAGUCUGCGCACCCCAUUGGACAGUGUGAGAUGCGCUGCCAUCGUCAACAUCCUGGAGUUGUUCGCCCUGUUCACCACAAUACGAAACAUGCACCCUGAGAAAGGGGAACUCGAUGAAACGAUUGCCCGUAAUCUGAGGAGUCUCGUCACGGUCGUGCCCUCGGAGAUUGUCAAGGAGGUCAUGACUACCCACGAGCGUAUGGAGAGAAAUUUUGCCAAAAGAACAAAACGCAAGAUUGAGACAGGCCGUGAGAAGACGAACAGAGCAGGGGCAAGGGCGGAUGAAGAUGACGAGGAUAUUGAGAAACCGCCUGAGGACUCGGACGAAGAAGAGGAACCGGAGAGCGACCUCGACGAUGAAGACGAGGAGGAUGAAGCUGCCGCAGGCCGAGGAGGCAAGAGAGCAAAGAGGCAAGCUGCCUUGCUUGCGGAGCAGGGACUCUGUGAAUUGACGAGCAAGAUCAUAUUUGCCAUUGUUGGUGGUGCGAUCAAGGAUGACAGCGUCAAGAGGAGGGUGCUGUUGAAUCGCACGAAGCUGGGCAAGAACUAUGCCGCUCUUGUCGCGUACUUGGAUGACAAGAAGCAACCCAGGGCGAAGGGAAAGAAGGUUGCUGUUCCUGCUGGUCCAAAGACCGCACAGCAGCAACAGAAUCAGAAGAAGGCCGCUGUAAGUGCGGAGAUGGUGCUCGAUGACGAUGAUAUCGAGGAUAGUGUGAUGGAUGAGGAAGAGGAGCAGCAUCGGCGUGAUCUUGCGGAGGAUGACCUUGAUGGCCAGGAUGCUCGGGACCACGGCGAAGCUCAUGAUGAUGAUGUUGAUGACGAUGACGGUGUCCCUGGAGGUGAGGUCGAGGAGGACGAUGUAAUGGGUGACUGA
Molecule: messenger RNA, 3627 nt
Organism: Exophiala spinifera
Lineage: Eukaryota; Fungi; Ascomycota; Eurotiomycetes; Chaetothyriales; Herpotrichiellaceae
Exons: 1
Coding region: 1-3627 (1208 amino acids)
Biological process (GO): sister chromatid cohesion
Cellular component (GO): chromatin; cohesin complex; nucleus
Molecular function (GO): chromatin binding
Source: RefSeq, a predicted model, not a curated record